Blumeria graminis f. sp. triticale is the source of this 966-nucleotide messenger RNA. The record is from the annotation of a GenBank genome assembly. NCBI's taxonomy places the organism in Eukaryota, Fungi, Ascomycota, Leotiomycetes, Helotiales, Erysiphaceae.
AUGGCUUACACCUACCGGCCGCCCAAAGCCGGGUUCUUAUGUCGCGUAUGUGAAAAAUGGGUAGGAAAAGGACAUUAUUCCAACAAAGAAAUUGACAAGUAUGCCUAUAAAUUCUCUCGGGGUAAUCGAAUAACACCCAUCUCGGCGCGAUUAAGAUGUCGUAGCUGUGCCGGUGAACCAUCGCUCGAGCGCGAAUGCUUUGGACCCUGUGGUGAGAUUAAGCCGUUGGAUCAAUUCUCAAAAUCUUCUCGUCGUGCAGGAGGCUCUGGUUGGUGCCUUAUUUGUACGCUGUGGAAGGAGUCGGCGGAACCUAGCGUGACCGUCCUAGCUCCACCAAGUAGUACAUCUACCGUGGCAAAGGCUUUAAUGCUGUCCCAAUCUUACAACGAGGAUAGCUCUAGUUCUAGUUCGGAACGGGAUGAAGACGAUGAUGUCGAAGGCGAAGAAGAUGAUGAUUAUGAUUUUGACGAUGAUGACGAUGAUGAUAGUGAGGAUGGCGACUCAAGACUGGUUGGAGUAUUUCAUAACUCAGCUGGAUCUAGUAUAGCUCAUCAAAGUAGUGUAGACAUGUUAUCAUCAUACCAAGACGAUCUGAUUGACAGCUUUUCGGCGAGCAACGGAGAUGAGAAUUUUGGGCUAAACUUCAACUUAAGCCUAGGAGGCAACCAUAAAAAAAGUAUUUCAAAAACUUCUGAACAUCUCCUUGAUGAUAGUUUAGAAUCAUCGAUGAGUAUUCUGAAUGGGACAUCCUCAUUUUCAGGGGUCAGUAUUAAUAUUCCAAGCUUACAGCCAAAUACUUUAAACACCUGGGAUCCUGCAGACCAGACCAAACAGAAGGAAAUAGACGAUAAAAUAUUAUCGACAACUAAAGAGGCCCCGGCACCAGGUAAAAAAAGUAGAUGGGCUAUACCUGCUGGUUCUCGAAAUGCUAACAGGAUGUAUCCGAGUGAUAAAUUCUUGAAGUGA